Acanthoscelides obtectus is the source of this 1086-nucleotide messenger RNA. The record is from the annotation of a GenBank genome assembly. Lineage: Eukaryota; Metazoa; Arthropoda; Insecta; Coleoptera; Chrysomelidae.
AUGUCGAGAGACUUCCUCAUAGACUUCAUUAAUUUAUAUAGAGAAAAUCCAUGCCUUUUGAAGGCAAAAUCCAAAGAAUUAUCGGACAAACAUAAGAAAAAUGCGGCAUAUGAGAUACUCAUAGAAAAAUUAAAAGAGGUAGAUCCCGCAGCCAAUAAAGAUGCCGUAAUAAAAAGAAUCAAUUCAUUGCGUACUGUAAAACGGGGUUACUUUUCACUGAGCAGAGUAACUUUGCACCGAGCAUGUAAAAGGAAAAAGUGGUCUUACAAAGAAAUGGAAAAUAUGACCUAUGAAGAGUACAGAAAUAUAUUUUUUGAGGACAUACCUUCAGGAAAUGAAUCGGAGGAUGAUCAAAAUGGGUCAGAUGAAGACGUGCAUUUUGCAGCACAAAAGCGGAACAACUCCGUACGCGAUGGUCGUGCAGUACUUGCAAUGUCGGUUUGUGUCUCACUGACCAAAAAAAUUGCUUUGAAAAAUAUCAUAGCAAAUAAGUUGUCAAAUGUACUUGAGCUUUGGACCUUAAAUUUGACAAUAUAUGAUUCAACAAACAAUUUGUCCUAUUGCUUGGUAUGGGAUGAAUCUGAGGCUGGGAGAGGAGGCACCGAAAUCGCAUCUGCAUUGAUGAAGUCGGCUGAAAGUACCAUUUCUCAUACUACCAUAGAACAUCUAAUAAUUUGGUCGGACAACUGCCCCGGUCAGAAUCGUAAUAUUGUUAUGAUGCUCACCUAUCUAUGGCUAUUGAAGAUUUGUCUAAAUUUGAAGACUGUUGAACACAAAUUCUUGCUACGAGGUCAAACACACACGGAGACGGAUCACGUACAUGCUCUGAUUGAAAGAUCAUUAAAAAAGCAACCAACUAUGGAAAUUUGCACACCUUGGGACUGGCAGCAAUUAAUUAGAUCAGCAGGUGCAACUGUCAUAAAACUAAAUCUUGCUGAUCUCAAACAUGUGAAUUACUUGUACAGUCAACCUAAAGCCCCGUUUAUUAAUAGAAAAAAAAUACUCAGAAAGAAGAUUUUCCUAUAUCAAACGUUGUAUAUUUUCGAAUUCAAGCUGAUCAUCCCAGCACAGAGUUUUACAAGUUAA